UCACAGGAAAGGAUGACCUUACUGUGGGUGCAACUACGAGUGGAAAAGUGAAUUUUUACCCCUGGACAAUAGAUAAUAAAUAUUAUUCUGCAGAUAUUCACCUCUGUGUAGUACCAAACACAUUUCUUGUUACUGGAGAUAUUGCUGAAUCUGUGCAAGCAUUUGUUGUGUACUUCGACAGCACAAUAAAAUCUGGACUUGAUAGUGUCUCUGAAUGGCUUCCUCUCACAGAAGAAUGGUUACCAGAAGUCAUGAUCCUGGUUUGUAACAGAGUAUCUGAAAAUGGUGUUAACAGACAGAAAGCUCAAGAAUGGUGCAUCAAGCAUGGCUUUGAACUGGUAGAACUUAGCCCUGAGGAACUUCCGGAUGAAGAUGAUGACUUUCCAGAGUCUACCGGAGUGAAACGAAUAGUACAAGCUUUGAAUGCCAAUGUGUGGUCCAACGUAGUCAUGAAGAAUGACAGGACCCAGAGCUUUGGUCUUCUCAGUACAUUAGCAGGUGCGAACUGUAGCAUUGGGUCAGAAGAGAACCAAGAUACAGAAUCCGAUCCAUCAUCAGCAGACAGAGAAGAAUCUCAUUUAGACAACAAAGAAGAUGGAGCUAGCACAAACAACCUGCAGACUGACAACAGCGUAGAUCCUGUGUUAGAUAUGGACAUUCAAGAGUUAGCUAGCCUAACCACCAGAGAUGGUGACCUGGAGAACUUUGAAAGGCUGUUUUCAAAGCUGAAAGAAAUGAAAGAUAAAGCUGCAACGUUGCCUCAUGAGCAAAGAAAACUACACGCAGAAAAGGUGGCCAAAGCGUUCUGGAUGGCAAUUGGAGGAGACAGAGACGAAAUAGAGGGUCUCUCCUCGGAUGAAGAAAACUAAGUUCUUCUGUAGCUGUAAGCAACAGAGAAUCCUAAAAGAGUGAUCUUUUCCUGCAAUGAGUGUUUAUUGCAAAAAGCCCCAUUUAGCUUUAGUUGCUUUCUUUGGUUAAAGGAUUCCCUCCAUCAGUGUAGUAACACAUUCCACAACACCUAAUGGUUGGAAUAGCUUUGUCUGACUUAUUUAUUCUCUCUCAGAGAAUUUUGGAAAUUGAUGCAUGCAGUUAGAGGAAAUAAUAAUUUGUUUACAUUUUUCAAAUUAACAUUUUUAUUGUUUCCCCUUUUGAGUUUAAAUAAGCAAAUUUACUACCAGUUAUCUUUCUACAUGGCUGGUGGUUGUUAAGUGGCUACGUAAUUCUAAACUCAACAUUUUGGAUGUAGGCCUGUUUGAUGUUUUUAUGUAGCUUUAUAGCUGACUUACUAGUUAACACAAACCAGAUUUAUAUGAGCCAUGAAGAGAAAGCUGCUGAAUUGUACCCUGUUGUGGGAUGC
Phaethon lepturus (White-tailed tropicbird) is the source of this 1357-nucleotide messenger RNA. It is a transcript of the gene AAGAB, whose product is annotated as alpha- and gamma-adaptin binding protein. Lineage: Eukaryota; Metazoa; Chordata; Aves; Phaethontiformes; Phaethontidae. The transcript has 10 exons. Bases 252 to 869 code for a protein of 205 amino acids. The record is from RefSeq and is a predicted model, not a curated record.